This is a messenger RNA of Carassius auratus (goldfish), 2803 nucleotides long. Its product is annotated as G-protein coupled estrogen receptor 1-like. Lineage: Eukaryota; Metazoa; Chordata; Actinopteri; Cypriniformes; Cyprinidae. Gene Ontology annotation, cellular component: membrane. Gene Ontology annotation, molecular function: nuclear estrogen receptor activity; G protein-coupled receptor activity. The transcript has 2 exons. The coding region runs from base 594 to 1655 and encodes 353 amino acids. Gene Ontology annotation, biological process: G protein-coupled receptor signaling pathway; cellular response to estradiol stimulus. The record is from RefSeq and is a predicted model, not a curated record.
UAGUGGCCACAAAGGAGGGAAGCUGUAGUUAUAUUCUUCUCUGGACCUUCUUCCUGACAGCAUCCAGUUGUCUAAUAACAGUAGGUGGCGCAGACAGUGGAUCUUGUCCCGGUAAAGGAAUUACAAAUCUGUAGCAACUCUACACUGACUGCAUCACAAGCCCUCGUGAAUAAAGUGUCACCGUGGUGGUGUCAUUGGUGCACUAAGAAAAUCAUGCUCAUGGACUGGAGGCGACCAAACUGCACUGGAUUAAACACGUGUGGAGAGCAAAGUGUGCAGAAGAAAAAAAGGAAGCACAAUCCCUAAGGAGUGGCUCUUGGUGUCGUUGCCAUGGAUCACACAAGCCCAGGCAGCCUCCACAGCUGAGAGACUGUCCUGAAAAUGGAGGUCUUCAACCCUGGCUGCGUCUCCAGUUUGCGAAACUGUCUGGGUGGAAUCUAUCAAAUCUUGAGCGCCUGCUCGUAAACAACCGGACACCAUCAAAAUUCGAAUGGAGGCUUAAUGAAGGAUGCUCUCUACAAGGCAAACUGGGCACUGACACAAAUGAAGUAUGUAGCAUCAUUCACAGCAUCUAAAACAGAGACUCUGCCAGUAUGGAAGAACAGACUACCACUGUGAUUCAGAUUUACGUAAAUGACACUAAGCAGUUCAAUGCUUCGUAUGACUUCAACCUAACCGAUGUGAAAGAAAGCAUAGACACCUAUGAGUUUUACGUUAUCGGCCUGUUUCUCUCCUGCCUGUACACCAUAUUAUUGUUCCCCAUUGGCUUCAUUGGGAACAUCCUCAUUUUGGUGGUCAACCUCAACCACAGGGACAAGAUGACCAUUCCUGAUCUGUACUUCGUCAACCUGGCCGUGGCGGACCUUAUUCUUGUGGCAGACUCGCUCAUCGAAGUCUUCAAUCUCAAUGAGAAGUACUACGACUACGCCGUCCUCUGUACCUUCAUGUCGCUGUUCCUCCAGGUGAACAUGUACAGCAGCAUCUUCUUCCUGACAUGGAUGAGUUUCGACCGAUACAUUGCUCUCGCUAACUCUUUGAGCAGCAGUCCACUCCGGACCAUGCAGCACGCUAAACUCAGCUGCAGCCUCAUCUGGAUGGCCUCUAUCCUGGCUACUUUGCUUCCUUUCACCAUUGUGCAGACACAACACACCGGCGAGGUGCACUUCUGCUUCGCCAAUGUCUUUGAGAUCCAGUGGCUCGAGGUGACGAUCGGAUUUCUGGUGCCCUUCUCCAUCAUCGGCCUGUGCUACUCCCUGAUCGUCCGCACCCUCAUGCGAUCCCAGAAGCACAGGGGACUGUGGCCGCGCCGGCAGAAGGCCCUGCGCAUGAUUGUGGUGGUGGUGCUGGUGUUCUUCAUUUGCUGGCUGCCUGAAAAUGUUUUCAUUAGCAUCCAGCUGCUCCAAGGCACAGCUGACCCGUCGAAACGCAGCGACACCACACUGUGGCACGACUACCCGUUGACUGGACACAUCGUCAACCUGGCCGCAUUCUCCAACAGCUGCCUUAACCCGAUCAUUUACAGCUUCCUCGGGGAGACUUUCAGGGACAAGCUGCGCCUUUUCAUCAAGAGGAAGACCAGCUGGUCUGUGGUUUACCGCUUCUGUAAUCAUACCCUGGAUUUGCACAUCCAUGUCAGGAGCGAGUCUGAAGUGUAGCACAGGUGUGGCGACCUGUAAUUCCUGAGGUUGACAUCUGCCUUGCCUCGCUUUCCAGAACUUGAUCAUGAAUCGACGGAGAGAGCUUUGGGUUAGCUUGACGCCUUGAACACUGCCUAAUUCUUAAAGUCGGCUGAGCAAAACAAGGAUUAUUCAGGGUGAAUCACCUGCUCAUGAAGUGGAUUAUAAAACGCAGAUGCAGAGUUUGGCUUACGGCUACCUUUUUACAAAAUACGACAACAAGUCACAAUGAAGAUGAUAUUCUCUGAGUCCAUUUUAAGGAAACAAAUAAAGUCUUGGAAGCAACUGCUACCCAUUUCCCAUCUGAGUUAUUGUUACAUAUAUUCUCCUUUUCAUAUUUUAAUGCUACUGACACUGAUAAAAUCAACAACUUAAUCUGUUCUGCUUCAAGACUGAAUAAAUGCAUAUUUUGUAGGAUUUUUCAUUGAGGACACCUUCAGGGGGGAUGCUAAAAACGUGAGAAUCUUUCGUCAUAUUCAAGAGCGUGAGAUUUACUCCCAGGCCAAUUUUAGGGAUUCCAUAAACAAUGGUAAACAGCACUAAUGCUUGAAAACGUAAAGUUCAUCGCUCUAGGUUUACACAAAUACAUCAUUAUGGAAACAUUCAAGUAAAUUCAGUUCAAUGCAAGCAUAUUUGGUGGAUUACUGCUCAUUUGGACAAGUGUUAGCGACACUAAACCCUCCUGUGGCUCCUGUUUCCAGCAUAUAAUGCAGUGACUUCGGAAAUGUGAUGUCCAGCACAGCGGUUUACCUGACCCAGAGUUAUUUGUUGCAUGCUCAUUCCACUUAUUUUCUCAUGAGUGCUCUCUAUCAGCAAAACAAGUAGAAAUUGCAGUAGAUUGCUUUGAACUGUAUAGGGGGUUACUCAAAUAAGUGUACACUGUCAAGACUGAUAUGGAUAAUAAAGCAACACUAUGUAAGUUGUCUGUAUUCAAAAUUUGCAAAAUGUAAACAAUAAGCGAGUACAUCAUAAAUUCAUCUACCUACCAAAAAAGUCUUAUCCCAAAUCACUAUGAUACAUUUAUAAUAAGUGAUUAUUUUUGGACUGUUGUAGCCUGUUCGGGUCAUCACCGCUGGGGAGUAACAAAUACCUGCAUGAAUCACCAUACACAUUUACUUGGAGAAGUA